Molecule: messenger RNA, 593 nt
Organism: Lactuca virosa
Lineage: Eukaryota; Viridiplantae; Streptophyta; Magnoliopsida; Asterales; Asteraceae
Source: the annotation of a GenBank genome assembly
AUGAAGACCGUCGAAUUCAGAUAUUCAUCUUGUUUUAUGUUUUUCAUAAUCAUCAAGUCUGGAGAUCCAAAUUUUGUUUUCGACAAUGGGGCGAAGGGACCCCCACCGCGUCCAGCAGACUCGCAAACGUUAGAUGCCUCUAAAAGAACGGGUAUUGAAAUCACAAGCGAUAUCAAGGAAGAUACGCCAUGUCGCCAUCUGAGCAUCGAGAAAAAUGGAUUCUAAGAACAAGUGGGUGAGAAGUUCUUGUGGAAGAAAGGCCAUUGUCUUGAUUCUAGAAGAAGAGAGCCUCACUUAAUGACUUUAACAGGAUGAAGAUCAUGUUGGCAAAGAUGAAGGUGACAUAACUUUCAGUUUGCAGUUUAAAGAUUGAAUCAAUACCAGACUAUUGCUAGAAUAUGGCUUUUCAUUCAUGCCUAUUUGGGAUGAUUUUUUUCUUUAAUGUUCUUAAUAUGAUGGUAAAACACUUAUUUUUGUAGUGAAGUUCCAUCUUUUUUUUAAUGUAUGCAACAAAAAUGGGUUUUUUACCUGUCUCUGUAGCCAUUUUUCAUAUUGAUAACAGUUUAUGCUAUAGUUUACCAAAUUGGCUGCAU